This is a messenger RNA of Hyaloscypha bicolor E, 1414 nucleotides long. RefSeq lists its product as uncharacterized. The coding region runs from base 132 to 1346 and encodes 404 amino acids. The transcript is spliced from 3 exons. The record is from RefSeq and is a predicted model, not a curated record. Lineage: Eukaryota; Fungi; Ascomycota; Leotiomycetes; Helotiales; Hyaloscyphaceae.
CAGUUAGAGACUGUGAAAACCGCACUCAGAUUGCAAAAUCGUCGUUGUCAUCAAUCUAUGCUGGUCUUAACCUAUAUCAAGAAACUUCCCAGCAAGAUCUCAUAGCUUCUUCAACAACCCCUAGGAGCACAAUGGAUGCAGGACAGUACUGUCUGGUUUGUGACGGGCAAUGCCAGCAAGACGAACCCAUCCAAAUCACAUGGGGAAAGUCCCCAAACGACAUCAAGCUAUACUGGACACUCCAGCAUGAAAAACUCUCCAUCGCCCUCAGUCUACAUUAUCCGGCUAUUGAUGAGCCUUCGGUCCAAAAGAGAGCAGUUCUGAAUAUGUUCAAAUUAUCACCAUUGUCUAACCGACCAGCUACAUCUGACUUCUCCUUUACGUCCUCGCAAGACAAUGAUUCGAGUUCAAGAACUUCGGCCGGCUCAAUUAGAUCGCUGCAAUCAACUUCACUUUCCAACACGCCAACGGGGAAUAAUUCAUGUCAGUCACACCGAGUAGCGAAAGCAAGGCAUCACGCAUGUGCAGCACAUCGACAAAACAAGAGAAGAUGUGAUCCUGACGAGUGCCUGGACUGUCCCGACAGAAUGAACCCAAUCAAUCCACUACUCGCGUCCCCAAACUCUGCAACUCCGCAAUCGGUAGGAGGCAUAUCAUCCAUCGGAUCUCAACCUCGGCGGACACAUUCGACGCCUGCAAAUCAGAGGAAGCCCAGCGAGAGAGUUGGUGGACACUCACCAGCGCCAAACAUGGCAUUUGGGCCAUCUCGGCCCCCAUUUCGAAUUCUGCCAUCGCAGAAUGUGCUUACCUUGAGCAACGCGACUUCCAUAAACCCGUAUGAGGGUGGAGUGGUGGGUGGAGAUCCUUACCAGUCAAUCAAUUCGUUCCCGCUCGGCGUUGGAGGGGAGUUCGACGUUCAGCCUUCCGCCUAUAGCGCGGAAGAAAAUUCCGGAUCCGUGGCUCUGUAUACAGACCAUGAUAUUCCCAUGGGGAGUGGAUACAUUGGGCCAAACUUUCAUAUUCCGAACCCAAUUCCACCCGCCACUGCAGAUGCCUGGUACUACCAGCCCUCGUCACAGCAAAUGCCCACACAAGCACUGCAAGCCACACCUCAGACGUACACAAUUCCUAACGCACCCUUCGGAUACGCAGACAAUGUUUAUAAUCUAAACCAGGACCAGAAUGUCAGAGAGAUUCAGCAGGAGAUCUCUCCACCAGCCGUGGACAAGGAGCAGGUUGAGCAGGCCAUAUUGUUGAGUCUGCGAAAGGCGUUCAAGGGUCUUGUUGUGGCGCUAUUAGGUCGCUCUUGUAGGGUGAAGGUGUCCAGGCUGAGGAAAGAUAUGUAAAGCUUGCGUAGUUUAGAGAAUUCGUAGUUUCUGGUCUUGUAGCGUUGAAUUCAAUGGCAGACUUCGCG